Adineta steineri is the source of this 234-nucleotide messenger RNA. NCBI's taxonomy places the organism in Eukaryota, Metazoa, Rotifera, Eurotatoria, Adinetida, Adinetidae. The record is from the annotation of a GenBank genome assembly.
AUGCCAUUAAAUAAUAUAGAUAUUGUUUCAUCACCAUCACCACAAACACCAGGAAGUGAUGAUUAUUUAACACCUAAUGAACAUUUAUCAUUAACAAGUGCAAGAACUUCAUCAAACAAGGAAUAUAAUACUGUACCACAACCAUCUCUUCCUAGUUCUUCAUGGAUAAGUUUACGUAAUCAAAUGAAAAUGCUUGUACCAAAAUCGAUUCUUUUAUGUACAACUUAUUCAUGA